AUGCACGAUAUCUUUAAUUGUGCUAUCGUGAUUAUUACGAUCAAUUCUUAUGGUGCAAAUCAGUUACUCGCAAUUUCUCUAUGUCGCAAUGAAGCAGAAGCAGACUAUGCCUGGGCGUUUCAACAGUUUAAGAAUCAAGGAUUUUAUAGUCCGGAAACAAUUGUUGUUGAUAGAAACAAAGCUCAAUUUAAUGCUCUAAGUAAAUCCUUCAAGAAAGCAAAUAUCGUUUUUUGUUUAUGGCAUAUUAUUAGAAAUAUUCAAUCUUGACUAAGUGCUGCUGAAAUUCAGUGAGACAAAUUUGCAGCAUAUUUUUAUGAUCUUUAUGAAGCCAAAACUCUUCAAGAAUUCAAGCAAAGAAAAAUUGCACUGCUGAAUACAUUUCCUUUACUUUCUAAUUCUCAGCCAUUUUCAAAUUUAUGCAAACAAAGUAAAAAUUGAGCAAGAUAUUAUACAAAUGCGAUAUUCACUAUUGACAUAAAAACAACAAGUAGAUCUGAAAGUAUGAAUGCAAGUUUAAAGCGUAUAUGCAAAAGGAUUAAGCGGAAUUUUGACGUUAAAAUACUUAUGGCUUUUGAUGAAAUAUUAGAAAAGGAAACUUAUCAUCUUGAAUAUAGGACAAAAAAGCAUUAUGGGAAAAAGAAUUGCUCAUCAAAAUCAAGCUAUGCAUCUUUCUUUUCUCAAUUUUAUACUGAUUUUUGUAUAGCACAUAUUGAAUCUUCCAUUAAUAAAUUAGAGUAUUGCAAAAUAAUACAUCUUGAUAAGCAGAAAUCAAUUAUAGAAGAACAAAAUGAAUUUUCAAGCAACCAAUAUGAUUUAAAUAUCAAAAAAAUAAUUUGCUCUUGCAACAAAUACAUAAGAUAUAAAAUUCCUUGCGCUCAUAUAAUCUAUAUAAAUAAUGUGACAGGGACAGAAUGAAUAAAUUGUAUUGUUAAUCUCACCUCCAGGAGAUGAUUGCUGGAUGAUUAUUUGCAUGUGUCUAAUAGAGAAAUUAUUAAGCAGUUGAGAAGCUCGAUUACAGUUAAGAGAAAGCAUAGCGAAGAUGAAGAAGGAACUAUAAGAAUAAGAUAUUAG
This is a messenger RNA of Blepharisma stoltei, 1071 nucleotides long. NCBI's taxonomy places the organism in Eukaryota, Ciliophora, Heterotrichea, Heterotrichida, Blepharismidae. The record is from the annotation of a GenBank genome assembly.